CUUUUUUUCUUUUUGUCCAGUUUUGAUGGAAGGAUCUAGAAACCCUACGAGUACCCACUAUAUAAAGAUUGUUCCUCUUUCACUAAGCAGCCUCGCUCUUUUCAAUCAAGAGAUAAACCCUAGAUUUCGUUUUUCUUACGUCUAUUUCUCGACCUUCCGAAGCGUAAAAUCUAACUAGCUCCGGGAUCGUGAUGUCGGACACCGAAACGUUUGCCUUCCAGGCUGAGAUCAAUCAGCUUCUCUCCCUUAUCAUCAAUACCUUCUACAGCAACAAGGAGAUCUUCCUUCGUGAGCUCAUCAGUAACUCUUCCGAUGCAUUGGACAAAAUCAGAUUCGAGUCAUUGACUGACAAGAGCAAGCUCGAUGGUCAGCCAGAACUCUUCAUUCACAUCAUCCCGGACAAGAGCAACAACACCUUGACCAUCAUCGACAGUGGUAUUGGGAUGACCAAGGCUGAUUUGGUCAACAACCUGGGUACAAUUGCCAGGUCUGGCACCAAGGAAUUCAUGGAGGCGUUGGCUGCUGGUGCCGAUGUCAGCAUGAUUGGACAGUUUGGUGUUGGUUUCUACUCUGCUUACUUGGUUGCCGAGAAGGUUGUUGUCGUCACUAAGCACAAUGAUGACGAGCAGUACGUGUGGGAGUCCCAGGCCGGAGGAUCCUUCACUGUGACCAGGGACACCUCUGGUGAGGUCCUUGGCAGGGGUACUAAGAUGACCCUUUACCUCAAGGAAGACCAGUUGGAGUACCUGGAAGAGCGCCGUCUUAAGGAUUUGGUCAAGAAGCACUCUGAGUUCAUCAGCUACCCGAUUUCUCUUUGGGUCAUCGUCUCUGACCGUGUUGUUGACUCACCCUGCUGUCUCGUCACCGGCGAGUAUGGUUGGACCGCUAACAUGGAGAGGAUCAUGAAGGCUCAAGCCUUGAGAGACAGCAGCAUGGCUGGGUACAUGUCUAGCAAGAAGACCAUGGAAAUCAACCCAGAGAACUCGAUCAUGGAUGAGUUGAGGAAGAGAGCUGAUGCAGACAAGAACGACAAGUCUGUUAAGGAUCUUGUCCUUCUCCUCUUCGAGACUGCUCUUCUCACCUCUGGUUUCAGCCUCGACGAGCCUAACACCUUCGGAAGCAGAAUCCACAGGAUGCUUAAGCUCGGACUGAGCAUCGAGGAGGAUGCAGAGGUCGAAGCCGAUGCUGACAUGCCACCGCUCGAGGAUGACGCUGAGGCUGAAGGAAGCAAGAUGGAGGAAGUCGACUAA
This is a messenger RNA of Thlaspi arvense, 1250 nucleotides long. NCBI's taxonomy places the organism in Eukaryota, Viridiplantae, Streptophyta, Magnoliopsida, Brassicales, Brassicaceae. The record is from the annotation of a GenBank genome assembly.